GUGGAGGGGGGGAAAUCGGCCGUGUGACGUCACACCGUUUGUCGCCGCUUGUUUGAAAACCGCUGCCGACUGCCGCCGUCCAUUCCCUUCAUUCAGUUGUUCCUUGAUGUUGAUGUCGGCGACUUUGUGCUUGUUGUUCAUUCGGUUUGUUUCGCUUAUACGAUCGGAAACAGUCGGGUAAACAAGUGAUUGUGAGAGCGGUCUGAGUUUUAGUGACAAAGCUAUGAGUGAAUAACAACAAUUUUGGCCAUAACAUUUCUUGAUGGAUACGACUGCCACGUAAUUUCUUUAUUUGGAUUAUUUUAAGCAUUCGCAAGUGGAUUUAAAAUGUUAACUUCGAGUAAUCAGUACCUGAGGCCAGAGUACUUAACUCCUUUACCAACUACGCUGGACGCCAAAAAAAGCCCGCUCGCCCUUCUUGCCCAAACCUGUUCCCAAAUCGGAGCCGACAGUCCCAACUCUAAGCUCCUCCAAAGUGCGGACAAAUCUUCAAAAAAAUCAGACCCGAGCAAAGACAAGGACAAAUCCAGCAGCGCUCCCUCCAAUUAUAACAUUAAAAAUCAUUUGGACUCUACCAGAGAAAAGAGUCGCAGUCCAGAUGAGCGAUCCUCGAGCACCGCCUCAGCGAACAGAGUCCGAACCCCGAGCAGUACCGGAUCCUCCCUAAAAGGGGCUCAAGUCAACGGCAGAUGUAAUAGCAAUCAAAGUGCCACCAGCGCAAGAGAGAGUCCGAUGGAUCGUAAAACUCCUGCAGAAGAUAGUAACAGGUCGUCAAAAAGUCCCGAAAAGGCUUCGGAGGGUAGUAAUAGCCCACAAACUCCGUCUGGUAGCAAGACUGCUUUCACCCCUAACAUACUAACAAGCUCCUCAGAUCCCGCGAUUAAGGAUUUGCCCCUUGGAACGUUUAAACCAGGCAUGCCUCCUGUAAGUUCAGCCUUUUUAACGACUUCGAGCUAUCCGGGCUUCCCUCCGGGACUCCCAAUGGACUUGAUGACUUCGAGCCUAAUCUCACGCACUAGUGCACUAAGUCCCUAUUUUUCUUAUGGUAGGUUGAAGACACAAGAUUCUCUGUCAGCUUGCAGAGAUCCUUAUUGUACAGGGUGCAGUAUGAGCUCUCAUUUACUAGGAGCUCAAAAGCCUCCAUGCCCGGCAGGCUGCACUCAAUGCGAUCAUGCCAAAGUACCAACAUCUUUACCAUCUGGUUACAGUCAUGCAGCAGCUGCGUAUGCACAUGCUCAAUUGGCUGCUCUAGCUGCAGCUAGUCACUUGCCAUAUGUAUGUAAUUGGAUCUCAGGAGAUGCUGCUUAUUGCGGCAAGCGAUUCUCUAGCUCAGAAGAGCUUUUGGCUCAUCUAAGAACUCAUACUAGUGCAACAAGUGAGGCUAGUGCAUUGUUAGGACCUCCAACUCAUCCUCUUCUACACCGAACUUAUCCAACGCCUCCCUUGUCACCCCUAGCAACGGCUAGGUAUCAUCCUUAUAGCAAACCUCCCUUAUUGCCUCCGUCUUUAAGUGGUUUUCCAAUAGGACAUCCUGCCUUGCCUCCUUACUUGAACCCUUACUCUAUUUAUGGACCAAGGUUAGGAUCUACGCCAGGGAUGCACCCCUAAAAAAGAUUUGAAAGUCAAACAUAAGAAGCUGUGGUAUUAUUUUUGUAAAUACGAGCCCGCUAGUCUUUUCUGUUAUGUGUGAAAAAUAAUAUUGACGAAUAUUCCAUAUAGUAUGAACGAGUUUUUUGCUAAACUCCCAUUGAUUUUUAAAUAAUUAAAAGCUUACUUUUAUCAGUCAUGUUGUUAUUGUUUAAAAUUAGACCUCCAAAUUACUUGUAAUGUUGGAUAUAUUGAGUAUGUCACACGAUCCGUCGAAAACUGAGAGUAAUAAAUACAUCUUUUUAAAUACGCGAUAAAUUAGCAUGGUAUUAAUGUUUUUUUUAUACAGAAGAAACCAAUAAGAAGUAUUUACCACAUAACAGGCAAUGUUUUAUAAAUUUUAAGAUGCAUAAUAUAUAAUUUGGUUCUAGAGGUUUUUUUGAUAAUCAAACAAUUCUUGAUGGUUUCCAGGCAUAUAGUAUAUGGUUAACAUAAUAAUCUCACUUUUUGUCUGUGUGUUUGUCCUUUAUUGGUAUUGUAAAUAAUAAUCAUUAUACUAUAUACGUUGCUGUACAUUUAUACUAUUUUAAAAGUUGGUUGUGUGAAUUGAGGUUUAAUAAACAGUUUAUCCUGUGUAGUUUACCAUAACUUGUAAAUAGUGGCCAAAGAUAAAUGGUAAAACAUUCUGCUACCAUUCGCGUACACUAAACAGGCUAAUCUUGUUAUAGGGAAAUAGCCUUUAAUUAGGCAAAAAGGACGUCGGGUGCUUCAAUCUCGAAUCGAUUUUGUACAGAUCUCAUCUUAAAUUUAAUGUGACAAUUAUUAAGUUAUUUUGUUAAAAAAUAAAAUGUUAUUUAACUCCACAUUUCUUUAAAUAUAUGUAUCCUUUUACAGGCAUGUAUAAAAACGUAGAAAUUUAAUUAAUAUAUGUAGUUCUUGUUCUGUUUAAAUGAAAUCAAACCAUUGUUCUUUUUUAUUGUUUAAAUAAACAAAUUAUCUCUUUUUUCGUUAUUGUAUAUCAUGAAACUAAUAAUAUAGUUUCAUCAAAAAAAAUCUGUCGUACCAUAUCAUUAAUGUAUACCUUAUAAUUAUGUAAAAGUAAAAAAUAUAUUUUUAUUGUUACAAAUAA
Messenger RNA from Anthonomus grandis grandis, 2716 nucleotides. Its product is annotated as zinc finger protein Elbow-like. Gene Ontology annotation, biological process: negative regulation of DNA-templated transcription. The record is from RefSeq and is a predicted model, not a curated record. Bases 328 to 1608 code for a protein of 426 amino acids. NCBI's taxonomy places the organism in Eukaryota, Metazoa, Arthropoda, Insecta, Coleoptera, Curculionidae. The transcript has 2 exons. Gene Ontology annotation, cellular component: nucleus.